Messenger RNA from Paramecium sonneborni, 641 nucleotides. The record is from the annotation of a GenBank genome assembly. Lineage: Eukaryota; Ciliophora; Oligohymenophorea; Peniculida; Parameciidae.
AUGAAAAUAUAUAUUUUAAUUUGGUUAUUAAAUGUUGGGUAUUCUCUUUCAAUUUAAAUUAACCAUCAUCCAAGUUGCUUUUAUGUAAAAUCUGCUGAAAAUAAUUAAUAAUUGAUUGUAAAUUUCCAAGUUUCAGGAUUAGACGAAGAAAAAACUGAAAUAAUCAUUAAAUCUGAAAAUGGAGAUAAAUUGUUAUAAAAACUGAAUGGAAAAGAAGGAUCAUUAAAAUAAAUAUUAAAUGAAGUAGGAAUAUAUUACAUUUGUUUCAGAAGUCUAAAUAGAAACUCUAAAACUUUAAGUUUUGAUUUUGAUAUAGAUGGAAUAGAUAAAGAGUAUGCUUAAUCAGAAUAAUUCAAUCAAAUGUCUAAAGAAUUGUCUAGAACAAAUAGAAACUUUUAAUCAAUAUAUAGAAAUUAAAAUUGGAUAACAGAUAGGGAAAAUGCUCAUAAGAUUAGUAAGUAAUUCAAUUAAGUUUUUAAUUAGUUUUAGAAGAUACAUAAAAAUCUAUUUAUUGGUGUGCAAUUACAAAAAUUGGUGUACUAACUUUGAUAACUAUAACGUAAGUUAUAUUUGUAUACAAAUAUUUCAAAAGAAUAGAAGUUAAUCAAGAAGUAUGUUGAAAUUAUUAAUCAAUUUAGUGA